Molecule: messenger RNA, 2543 nt
Organism: Thunnus maccoyii (southern bluefin tuna)
Lineage: Eukaryota; Metazoa; Chordata; Actinopteri; Scombriformes; Scombridae
Gene: crbn
Product: cereblon
Exons: 11
Coding region: 186-1538 (450 amino acids)
Biological process (GO): protein ubiquitination
Cellular component (GO): Cul4A-RING E3 ubiquitin ligase complex
Source: RefSeq, a predicted model, not a curated record
AAGAUGCUCAAGUACCAUGAAUGCUUUUUAUAUACUCCACUUUAAAGAAAUUGAUUAUUUAAUUCAAUUUUUACAUGAUUAAACUGAGUUUGUGCAGACGGUCGGCAGGGGGCGCUCGGGAGUCACGUGGCUGCCGCACAUUGAAGACGCCGUAGAAGAAGAGUUAGUAUUGUAAACACAAGGAUAUGGCUGACGAGAGGGGUGGAGGUGAAGACAACAUCAACGACAACAUGGGGAACCAGUUACAGCUCUUACCAGACAAUGAGGAGGAGGAGGAGGAAGAGGAAGAUGACAUGGAGACUGAAGACCGAGACAGUGAGGAGGCAGAGAAGCCCAGCGUCAUCACCUUUGACCCCAGUCUCCCCACGUCACAUGCUUACCUGGGCUCAGACAUGGAGGAGUUUCACGGCCGCACAGUCCACGACGAUGACAGCUGCCAGACCAUCCCUGUGCUGCCACACACGGCCGUGAUGCUGGUGCCGGGUCAGACGCUGCCUCUGCAGCUGUUCAGGCCGCAGGAGGUCAGCAUGAUGAGGAGCGUCAUCCAGAGAGACCGCACCUUUGCUGUGCUCGCACACAGCGAUGCAGGCGAGCCGGAGGCAGAGUUUGGGACAACAGCUGAAAUCUAUGCAUAUCGAGAGGAGCAGGAGUACGGCAUUGAAACUGUCAAAGUGAAAGCUGUAGGGAGGCAGAGAUUCAAAGUCCAUGAGAUAAGAACACAAGCAGAUGGGAUCAGACAAGCCAAAGUACAGAUCCUUCCAGAGAGAAUCCUUCCUGAUCCGCUGUCUGCCGUGCAGCUAACGCCCCUCUCCAGGCUGCACAUGCACCCCUCCUCCAAACCCCCGACUCAGAGCUGCAAACAGGCCCAGUGCUGGUGGAAUAAUUACCAACAGAGGAAGUUUCACUGUGCCACCCUGACGCCAUGGCCACCCUGGGUCUACGCACUCUACGACUCUGAGUCGCUCAUGAACAGAGUGAAGAAGCAGCUCCACGAAUGGGACGAGAAUCUGAAGGAUGACUCUCUCCCCACGAAUGCCGUAGACUUCUCCUACAGAGUGGCGGCCUGUCUGCCCAUAGACGACGCUCUGCGGCUCCAGCUGCUGAAGAUCGGCAGUGCCAUCCAGAGACUUCGCUGUGAGCUGGACAUCAUGGACCGGUGCACGUCACUGUGCUGUAAGCAGUGCCAGGACACAGAAAUCACCACAAAAAAUGAGAUCUUCAGCCUGUCUCUGUACGGCCCCAUGGCUGCGUACGUCAACCCUCAUGGUUACGUCCAUGAAACCCUGACUGUCUACAAAGCCAACAACCUCAACCUGGUCGGCAGGCCAUCCACACUGCACAGCUGGUUUCCAGGGUACGCCUGGACAAUUGCUCAGUGCCGAACCUGCGGGUCUCACAUGGGUUGGAAGUUCACGGCCACCAAGAAGGACUUGUCUCCGCCUCGUUUCUGGGGUCUGACUCGUUCAGCGAUGCUCCCCCGCAUCCCCCAAGGCAACGGGGACGAGGGGAGGGAGGGCUCUCGCCUCUUCUGCCUGUGAUGUCAGACCAUCAUUUCCCCUCAUUAAAAAAACAAACAAAAGAAAACAAAAAAAAAAAACCGCAACCCUCCCCCCAAGCCUUGAUUGUCAGCCGCUCUCUGGCUGCGAUUACUUUUAGUAAUCAAUGCAUCACACCCCGCCUGUCACCCCUGGCAGCAAAUCCAUCAUAUUAAUGGAAAGGUCAUUCAGCCUUUAAAUGGCACUCAAAUGACAACAGGUCGCAGGUAGUGAUUGUUCUUAAAGGCUCUUAAAUUGUGGACGCAGCAAUGAGACGACUCGGCGCAUUGUGAGAAAGUGAAAAAGAAAUGGACAGUAACAGAUUGAACAGAUUGAUGUCAUGACACGUGAUAGUCCUAGCAUGCAGCUCGCUGAUCUGCACCCCUGUCCAGCUGUUUUCUGGGUCACUGCAGAAGCACAGAAACACAGAAGCGAUGCUUAACGCAUUAUGCUUUUUACCUUUCAGCUCCUUUCCUCUGUGUGAUGGAGAGUGUGACUGCAUGCAGUUGACAUAACAGGCUGCUUCAGCCACUUUAAUCUGUUGUAUAACCAACCACUCAAUAUAAAUUCACUUGGCAUUCAGAUCCUCUGUGGGUUUCUCAGAAGAGUUUUCUGAUGUUAUCUAAGCUGCCGUAGGUCAGUGGAGGAAAACGUUGGCGUGAAAGUGCACUCAUGUAUGCGUAGACCUUUGAUGACAGCGGUUGUUUUGAAUCUCGAGAUUAAAUUGGAUGUAUUUUUGUACGCGAGAAGAUGGGAAAUUAAUAUACUCAUUCAUGUGUGGAAGUUAUGUGCUUUUUAUUAUCACACCAGUUUUUGUGUAAUAAACAACACACUGAGGAGACAAUGAUAGUGUGUAAUACACUUGAUAUAAUCGGGUUUUGUAUUCCACGAAGGCUCAUUGUCUUGUCAGAUAAUGUGCUUCAGGAAAUUAGCAUUAUCUCUGAUUGCACAGGUGCCUAAUGGCAGACCGUUUUUUUUUUUUUUUUAAAAAAGGUCAAAGCUGAUUAA